This is a messenger RNA of Mangifera indica (mango), 1109 nucleotides long. Its product is annotated as peroxidase N-like. The transcript is spliced from 4 exons. The coding region runs from base 1 to 984 and encodes 327 amino acids. The record is from RefSeq and is a predicted model, not a curated record. Lineage: Eukaryota; Viridiplantae; Streptophyta; Magnoliopsida; Sapindales; Anacardiaceae. Gene Ontology annotation, biological process: response to oxidative stress; hydrogen peroxide catabolic process. Gene Ontology annotation, molecular function: peroxidase activity; heme binding.
AUGCACUGGUCAAGGGAUUUGAAGGGUUUGAUUCGCUUAAUAAUUUUCUUUAUGGUUUUUUUGGCUGUGAGGCCUCAGUUGACAACUGAUUUCUAUUCAAAAUCUUGUCCCAAUCUUCUUCAAAUUGUAAGAACUGAAGUUAUAAAAGCUGUCAAAGCUGAAACCAGAAUGGCAGCUUCUUUGCUUCGACUUCAUUUCCAUGAUUGCUUUGUGAAUGGGUGUGAUGCAUCAAUUCUGUUGGAUGGAACUGACAGUGAGAAGUUCUCACUUGCUAAUAAUAAUUCAGCAAGAGGAUACGAAGUUAUCGACUCCAUAAAAACUGCAGUGGAGAAUCAAUGCAGUGGAGUUGUCUCAUGUGCUGAUAUAUUAACCAUAGCUGCAAGAGACUCUGUGGUCUUGAGUGGAGGACCUACUUGGAAAGUUCCAUUGGGAAGAAGGGAUGGAUUUGUGGCAAACCAGUCAGCAUCUAAUAAUCUUCCUUCUCCAUUUGACGGAAUAGAUCAGAUUUCUCAAAAAUUUUCUAAUGUGGGCUUAAACAUUUCUGAUGUGGUUGCUCUUUCAGGUGCUCAUACAAUUGGCUUAGCCAAGUGUUCACUCUUCAACAAUAGACUAUUCAAUUUCAGUCAAACAGGCUCUCCAGACCCAACGAUGGAUCCAGAAAUGCUUUCUGAUUUGCAAAGUUUCUGCCCAGUUAAUGGCGAUGGAAACAAGAUGACUUCUCUUGAUCGAAACUCCACCGAUCUAUUUGACAACCAUUAUUUCAACAACUUGAUCAACAACAAGGGUCUUCUUUCUUCGGAUCAAGCUUUGUAUUCAAGCUCUGAGGCUCAGUCCACAACCAAAAGCAUUGUUGAAAGCUACAACAAAAGUCCAACCCUUUUCUUCUCUGACUUUGUCAAUUCUAUGAUCAGAAUGGGGAAUAUUAGUCCUCUUACUGGCUCCAAUGGUGAGAUCCGGAAGAAUUGCAGGACCGUUGGUUCUUAAGACUGUGCUAGAUGAAACCAAGAAAUAGUAAAAUAAAGGAAAUAAGGAUUUCUAUGUUAAAUAUUAAAGUUGUGUGAUGGAUGUUAAAUUUGCUAAUCAAGGUCUUGUUGUAAGAUUUACUGUCA